Diaporthe amygdali is the source of this 960-nucleotide messenger RNA. RefSeq names its product nadh-cytochrome b5. Gene Ontology annotation, biological process: ergosterol biosynthetic process. Bases 1 to 960 code for a protein of 319 amino acids. Gene Ontology annotation, molecular function: cytochrome-b5 reductase activity, acting on NAD(P)H. The record is from RefSeq and is a predicted model, not a curated record. The transcript has 2 exons. NCBI's taxonomy places the organism in Eukaryota, Fungi, Ascomycota, Sordariomycetes, Diaporthales, Diaporthaceae.
AUGAACCCCUUCCGAAUAUUCACCCAACGGCUACGGCCAGCACUCAACGGCAAGAUGGCGACACAAGAACUUGUCAGCACGUAUGGGUCGACGGUGGUCAAGAGCCUGGCGGUUGCUGGUAUAGGAGGGGCGGUUCUCUCGCAAUUCAUGAGAAAGGCAGAGGCGGAAUCGGGAGAACCAAAGAAGAUAUUCCCACGACCAGGGCCCUCAUUCACCAGACUCACCCUUGAGAAGGCCGAAGAUGUCAACCACAACACCAAGAGGCUGCGGUUUGCGCUGCCCGGCGAGAACGAUGUCAGCGGGCUCCCAUUGACAUCUGCGCUUCUCACUGUUGCUGUGCCCAAGGGUAGGAUCCUCCCGGUGCUCAGGCCUUAUACGCCCAUCACGACCUCAGAUACGCCAGGCCACAUGGACCUGCUGGUGAAGCGAUAUCCACAGGGUGCGCAAUCUACGCAUCUGCACUCCCUGGCCCCGGGCGACUCGGUCAUGUUCGCAGUGUGCAUUCCGGGCUACAAGUGGGCGCCCAACAAGCACGACUCCGUCACACUCAUUGCCGGUGGCGCGGGCAUCACACCCAUCUACCAGCUUGUCCAGGGCAUCCUCAACAACCCAGAGGACAAGACCAGGAUCACCCUCGUCUUCGGCGUCAACAGUGAGCAGGACGUGCUGCUGAACGACGAGUUCAAGAAGUACGAGGCGAGCCACCCGGAGCAGUUUAAGGCUGUAUACGCGGUCAGCGGCCUAAAGGACGAGAGCGACAGCCGCUUCAGAAAGGGCUAUGUUACUGAGGCUCUGCUGAAGGACGUUGCGGCGCCGGCUUCGGAUGCGAACACAAAGGUCAUGGUCUGUGGGCCGCCUGCGAUGGAGGAGGUGCUGCUUGGCAAGAAGGGCUGGGGAGGCAAGAGCGGUGGUAUUCUGGAGAAGCUGGGGUAUCGCAAGGACCAGAUUCACCAGUUCUGA